Molecule: messenger RNA, 2198 nt
Organism: Homalodisca vitripennis (glassy-winged sharpshooter)
Lineage: Eukaryota; Metazoa; Arthropoda; Insecta; Hemiptera; Cicadellidae
Exons: 11
Coding region: 66-2120 (684 amino acids)
Molecular function (GO): nucleic acid binding
Source: RefSeq, a predicted model, not a curated record
UUUAAUGUUUGAACUCGCAGAGGUCGUUGUGAUCAGUGGGUACUAUAAUUUUCAGCCAGUCCGCAAUGGUCCGUCUAACCUAUGCCCUCGUCUGUGCCUUGUGUCUUCUGUUUACUGUAGCUAGUCCAGUGGCAAGAAGAAGUCGAGAUCGUGCAAGGUCUUUUCGUUGCAGAAAAAAUGUUACUUGCUCGGCGGAUGGAAGAACAUUCCAGGCCAAGGAACAGUACGAUAUUCCCGGUCAAUGUUCCAGGAAUGUCUGCAUGGGUGAGAACAUAUGGUCUCUGAAUCCAUGUGAUGACGUUGGAACACCUUUCGGUUGGACCUUAAUUCCUGACGAUCCGACGAAGCCAUACCCACAGUGUUGUGCACACGCGGUUCCUCCGCAGAGCAUUUUCCAAGAGUUAGUGGAUGAAAUUCAGUGGAAUGACAUCCAGGAGGAAUCUUAUGACAGUGGAGGAGUCAAUGCGGAGGUCCACAACGAGCAGCCUCCUACUCAAGUGAGGAGUCAACCGGAAGUCAAAUAUGCAGCGGAGCCAACAGGAUGGUACAUGCUGGUAAUGGUGGACCCUGACACUUCAAAUAUUAAAGACUCUACAGUUAUGUUACACUGGAUUUUGGGUAACAUUCAAGGAGAUGAUGUCUCUAAUGGGGAAAUCGUAGCAGAACACGUUGGUUCCGAAUCACCUCAAAGGAGGGGGUUUCACAGGUAUCUUAUUCUGCUUUACAAGCAGCGUGGGAAACUCACAUUCGAAGAUCCAAGAGUGUCAAACUCCACUGAGAAUCGUCACAAAUUCUCAAUACAAGACUUUGCAGAAAAAUGUGAAUUAAGUAAUCCCGUGGCCCUAAAACUAUACCAAGGUUAUUCAGUAAAAAGAAAGCAGUGGAGCCCAGUGCUGUGGACCGAUGAGUCUUGGUUCUCCCUGAGAUCAUCAGACGGUCGUGAAAGAGUGUGGAGACGGGCUGGAGAGAGGUUUGCUCAAUGUGCAAUAUCGCCAAGAGACAGUUUUGAUGGUGGGUCCAUAAUGGUUUGGGGAGGAAUUUCAAGAGAGGCUCACACAGAGCUUGUAAUUGUUAAUAGACGGACAUUAAAUGCUGAAAGCCCGGAUCUUAAUCCAUUAGAACACAUCUGGGACGUCAUGGGAAGAGCAAUUAGAAAUCGUCGAGUUGAGUUGCACUCUUUUCAACACCUUGGCCAGGCCCUGCAGGAGGAGUGGAAUAACUUGGACCAGGAGGUGAUACGGGGUUUGAUUGACAGCAUCGGUCGCAGACUACAGGCAGUCAUCAGAGCCCGAGUGGGUACUAUAAUUUUCAGCCAGUCCGCAAUGGUCCGUCUAACCUAUGCCCUCGUCUGUGCCUUGUGUCUUCUGUUUACUGUAGCUAGUCCAGUGGCAAGAAGAAGUCGAGAUCGUGCAAGGUCUUUUCGUUGCAGAAAAAAUGUUACUUGCUUGGCGGAUGGAAGAACAUUCCAGGCCAAGGAACAGUACCAUAUUCCCGGUCAAUGUUCCAGGAAUGUCUGCAUGGGUGAGAACAUAUGGUCUCUGAAUCCAUGUGAUGACGUUGGAACACCUUUCGGUUGGACCUUAAUUCCUGACGAUCCGACGAAGCCAUACCCACAGUGUUGUGCACACGUGGUUCCUCCGCAGAGCAUUUUCCAAGAGAUAGUGGACGAAAUUCAGUGGAAUGACAUCCAGGAGGAAUCUUAUGACAGUGGAGGAGUCAAUGCGGAGCUGGGCAACAAGCAGCCUCCUACUCAAGUGAGGAGUCAACCGGAAGUGAACUAUGCAGCGGAGCCAACAGGAUGGUACAUGCUGGUCAUGGUGGACCCUGACACUUCAAAUAUUAAAGAGUCUACAGUGAUGUUGCAUUGGAUUAUGGGUAACAUUCAAGGAGAUGAUGUCUCUAAUGGGGAAAUCGUAGCAGAACACGUUGGUUCCGAAUCACCUCAAAGGAGGGGGUUUCACAGGUAUCUUAUCCUGCUUUACAAGCAGCGUGGGAAACUCACAUUCGAAGAUCCAAUAGUGUCAAACUCUACUGAGAAUCGUCACAAAUUCUCAAUCCAAGACUUUGCAGAAAAAUAUGAAUUAAGUAAUCCCGUGGCCCUAAAACUAUACCAAGGUUAGUUGCCAUAUCCACAAGUAACUGAGAUUCCAAAAUGAUUGACGAAUUGAAUUGUUAUUAAAUGGGAAUUUACUGUGCCA